AUGCCAGAAAACACUGCCAGCACCACUGCUUCUACGACGAUGACUUCCGCAAACGGGAACAAAAUCCUGAGAAAUCCACUAGGCAAGUCAAUAAAGUAUCUUAUCAGAAGAAAGACUACCAAAAAGAAGGCAGAGCAAAAUGAUAACAAGACCAUACUACCGGAUAAAACCAAAGAGAGUAAACCCAUAUCAAUUGAGGAGGUUUUUGACUCACCAGAAGAAAAAAAGAAAGCUUUGAGAAAGGAAGAGUUGAAGAGAUGUUCCACGCUUCGCCGAUCAUUUGAAAUUUGUAAAGACUCAUUGAAAAGCAACUCCAUUUUCUCAAUCAACCAUGGCGAUACCAAUAGCCAAAGUACUAAACCCGAAGAGCAUGGUUCUGGAAGUGAAGAGACCAAGAAUGUUGAAGUAAAGCUGGAAGACUUCUUGUCUGCACCAAAAAGAGCAAAGGACACAACGAAGGAUUCACUUCAAAUGAAGAGGAAGCCAACAAAGCGAGCAAGAUUCCUCUCAACUUUCCAUCUUAGGCCAAAGCUUUCAGAGGAAGAUGAUGAUACAAAAAGAACCCUAUCAGCUCCAGAAAAUUGUGAAAAGAAUGCAGCAAAGCAAGGAACCUCUAAGCUAUGCAAGACCAGUACCACUAGGACUGCAAAGCCCCCGUCAUUUGAUAAUUUGAAAGAGCUCUCUCGUGCUCUCAAGAAGAUAGGAGCUCAAACGGACAACGAUAUCCUUUACGAAAAUGGAGAAGCUGUUCUCUACCAUUUGGACAAUCUGCUUGAGGAGGAGGUCGUACAUCUAAUUGACUCAUCCAAGACUUGCCCCGAUCUGAAUGCAAAGGUCGAAGAGAUCCUCGAUCAAUUCAGUAUCUUGUUUGGAUACCUAUCCACUGAGGUGAACGCACCCUUAAGACGGAGAAUUGCUGAGAUAGGAAAUGAGAUGCGUCGGUUUGCGGACCUCUUGGAGAAGACCUCCGCAAAAGUGAAUAAGAGUCAUCUGCGAGAAUCCAAAAAAGAAGCAUGCGAUAAGGCAUUAUCUGCUUUUAAGAAAAUCUCCAUUAUGUGGGCUGAUGAAGGCACAGAUAUCACAGAAGCCCUCGCUAAAUGUCAGAUUUUGUAUCAGCAGACGACAAGAGCUUACACUGCCUUCUACAACUGGCACUGCUCCUUGUACAUAAAACCUCAUGAAGCGGAGUUGUUCCACACUUAUUAUGGAAUUACACAUUACCGCAAGUCAUGCCAUCUUUUGUUAAAGAGGGACUUCUACACCUUGAUUCAAAACAGUCUUGAAGACCUUCGCAAAGGUCUCGACUAUUUGUUUAAUCAGGAGGGGUGA
This is a messenger RNA of Candidozyma duobushaemuli, 1329 nucleotides long. RefSeq lists its product as uncharacterized. The record is from RefSeq and is a predicted model, not a curated record. Lineage: Eukaryota; Fungi; Ascomycota; Pichiomycetes; Serinales; Metschnikowiaceae. The transcript has a single exon. The coding region runs from base 1 to 1329 and encodes 442 amino acids.